AUGCAAAGCAGCAGGGCUCCGGCCGGCAGCGUCAGCGCCGAGAGCUGCAUCCCUGCGGGGCUGCGGCUGGGCCCUGUGCCGGGCUCCUUCAAAUUGGGCAAGUACCUGUCAGACCGCAGGGAGCCAGGACCCAAAAAAAAGGUGCGGAUGGUGAGAGGGGAAUUAGUGGAUGAAGCCGGGAGCUCAGCUCUGGAGUGGAUAGGGUUAAUCCGAGCUGCCCGAAACUCCCAAGAGCAGACACUGGAGGCUGUUGCGGAUCUGCCAGGAGGACAGAUUUUCUACCGGGCGCUGCGAGAUGUCCAGCCGGGAGAGGAGCUCACCGUUUGGUACUCCAACCCACUGGCACAGUGGUUUGACAUCCCCGUCACGGCCACCCCAACGCACGACGAGAAAGGGGAAGAACGGUACAUCUGCUGGUACUGCUGGAGGACCUUCAAGUACCCAAACAGCCUCAAGGCCCACGUCCACUUCCACUGCUCGCUGAGCCACGGCCGCCCCUUCCUCCACCACGACCACGGCCGGCCCGCUGCCUUCGGCCUCCCGCCCAAGGAGCCGCCGGCCGCCGCGCUGCGCGCCCACCCGCCCCCGGGCUGCGGCCCGCGGGAGCCCGUCAAGCGCGAGGUCGCCGUCUCUUCCCCGCCGCUCGCCAAGCCGGGGUUGCCCAAGCGUGCGGCAGGCAAGGAGGAGCAGGAGCGGGCCCUGGACAUGAGCGUAGGGGCCGCCCGCGGGCCAGGGCCGCUGCUGGGACCGGCGGGCGGCAACGGGCUGGCGCUGUGCCCCGGGGCGCGCUCGGCCUUCCGCCCCGCCGGGCCGCUGCGGGAGGAGGCGCGGGGCGCCGCCGCCCUCGGCUUCUCCAAGCUGCUGGGGGGGCUGAAGGUGGGACGUGCCGCCGCCGAGGCACCGCCCAAGUGUGGGGCGCUGUCGGGCGAGGCCGCCCCCCCGGCGGCAGCGGCCGGUCUGGCUUGCGGCGGCGGGCUCCGAGCCUUCCCGCUGCUCUCACCGCUGGAGGAGGCCUCGGCCUUCCGGCAGGUGGAGCGGGGGCUGCCAGGCGCAGCCUUGCCGCCCGCCCGCUACCCACCGCUGCCCGGCGGAGCGCUGGAGCGCUUCGCGCUGCCGCCCUUCGAGGGGCUGAAGGCGUACGCGGGGGAGUGCGGGCUGCCCGUGAUGCCGCUCACCGUCUACAAUGGAGAGCUGCUCUACGGCGCCGCGCCCUACUACCCGCUGAAGCUGCACCUGGGCGGCCUCCUCAAGUACCCCGAGUCGGUGUCGUACUUUGGGGGGCCGGCGGCGGGGCUGCACGCCGCCGAGCUGGGUUCGCUGGCCAGCAUCGACCGGGAGAUCGCCAUGCAUACGCAGCAGCUCUCCGAGUUGGCGGCUGAGAAGGGCCGCGGGCGGCUGGAGGCGCUGCCGGCGGCAGCGGCGGCCGGCGGGAAGCCCAAGACCGGGCACCUGUGCCUCUACUGCGGUAAGCUGUACUCCCGCAAGUACGGGCUGAAGAUCCACAUGCGGACUCACACUGGCUACAAGCCGCUUAAGUGCAAGGUCUGCCUGCGGCCUUUCGGGGACCCCAGUAACCUCAACAAGCAUAUCCGUCUGCACGCCGAGGGCAACACGCCUUACCGCUGCGAGUACUGCGGCAAGGUGCUGGUGCGGCGCCGCGACCUGGAGCGGCACGUCAAGUCCCGGCACCCGGGGCAGAGCCUUGGCAAGGCGGCCGAGGACAAGAGUGACUCUGGCUACGCGGCCCCCGAGCAGGAACAAAAGACUGACAACGAGAGCGACGUGGACGUCUGCUUCACCGACGACCAGAGCGACCCGGAGAGCGGCAGCAGGAACCACGAGCAGUGA
Melopsittacus undulatus (budgerigar) is the source of this 1848-nucleotide messenger RNA. It is a transcript of the gene PRDM13, whose product is annotated as PR/SET domain 13. Lineage: Eukaryota; Metazoa; Chordata; Aves; Psittaciformes; Psittaculidae. Gene Ontology annotation, molecular function: protein binding. The coding region runs from base 1 to 1848 and encodes 615 amino acids. The record is from RefSeq and is a predicted model, not a curated record. The transcript is spliced from 4 exons. Gene Ontology annotation, cellular component: nucleus. Gene Ontology annotation, biological process: regulation of gene expression.